GGGGUUGUGCCGUGUCCCCGGGCGGAGCUGUGUCCAUGCCGGCCGGGGCAGCCUGAAGCGGGGACAUGGAGCAAGUUCCUUGGCCCCGCCCCAGGCGCCGCUUCCCAGGGAGGGGCUGGAAACCAAGUCCCGGCGCCGGGCGGAGGCCGCGGCUGUAGCUCCGGGUUCACAAAUAAGGAGAGAGAUUUUUCAAGGAAUCAGGAUUGUACAGAAUGGGAAAGUCCCAUGAGAAGCAAGGAGCUUGAUCAGUUUUUCAGUGCUCUUUGUCCAUGUUCUUCUGGAAGAAGAAAAGAUGAAGAUUGAUUUCCUUAUGAAAAAACAAUCUCUGUAACCACUGACCAAAACUAUGUGCUAAAACCAGAAAUCUUGACAAAAAUGGGAAUAUUUGUGUUUUUUGUGAUUUACAGUUUAAUCUUAACCCUGAUCCAAGGGCACAGUCUGUUCACCUGUGAACCAAUUACUGUUUCCAGGUGUACAGGAAUGACAUACAAUAUGACAUUUUUUCCAAAUAUGAUGGGACAUUAUGACCAGAACACUGCUGCUGGCCAAAUGAAGCCUUUUCUUCCUCUUGUGAAUCUCCACUGUUCUCCAGAUGUCCACACAUUUCUGUGUAAAGCAUUUGUGCCUGCCUGCGUGAAGCAAAUUCAUGUGAUUCACCCUUGUCGAAGACUUUGUGAGAGAGUGUACUCCGACUGUAAACAGUUGAUAGACACUUUUGGGAUCACCUGGCCGGAGGAACUGGAAUGUAACAGACUGGAGGAUUGUGAUGAAACUGCUCCUGUCACUGCUGCUAUAACCACAAAGGUCCAUGGAACACAGAAGACCCCAGGGCAGGCUCGAAGGGACUAUGGAUUUUGGUGUCCACGGCAUCUGCAGACUUCCAAUGGACAAGGCUACAAGUUUUUGGGAAUCGAUCAGUGUGCACCCCCAUGUCCCAAUAUGUACUUCAAAAAUUAUGAGCUGGAUGUUGCCAAAAGCUUCAUUGGAAUAGUUUCAAUUUUUUGCCUUUGUGCUACUCUGUUCACAUUCUUGACUUUUCUGAUUGAUGUUAAAAGGUUCAGAUACCCAGAGAGGCCAAUCAUAUAUUAUUCAGUCUGUUACAGUAUAGUGUCUCUGAUGUACUUCAUUGGCUUUUUGCUGGGAAAUAGAACUGCUUGUAACAAGGCAGAUGAAAAGUUAGAAAUUGGUGAAACAGUUGUUCUUGGCUCUCAAAACAAAGCCUGCACUGUCCUUUUUAUGGUUUUGUAUUUUUUCACUAUGGCAGGAACGAUAUGGUGGGUGAUUCUUACGAUCACUUGGUUCCUAGCAGCAGGAAGAAAAUGGAGCUGUGAAGCUAUUGAACAAAAGGCAAUGUGGUUCCAUGCAGUUGCAUGGGGCAUACCUGGUUUUCUCACCAUUAUGCUUCUUGCAAUGAACAAAGUUGAAGGGGACAAUAUCAGUGGAGUUUGCUUUGUUGGUCUCUAUGACCUGGAUGCAUCUCGAUAUUUUGUCCUUUUGCCUUUGAGCUUUUGUGUUUUUGUUGGUCUCUCUCUCCUUUUAGCUGGAAUUAUUUCUUUAAAUCAUGUGCGGCAAGUCAUACAGCAUGAUGGCAGAAACCAAGAGAAGCUAAAGAAAUUUAUGAUUCGAAUUGGAGUCUUUAGUGGCUUAUACCUGGUACCACUGGUGGCACUUCUUGGAUGUUAUGUUUAUGAGCAGAUGUAUAGGAGAAUCUGGGAGACCACUUGGGUCUUUGACCAUUGUGAUCAGUACCAUAUUCCCUGUCCUUACCAGGCAAAGGCAUUAGCUAGACCAGAAAUAUUUUUGUUUCUGAUGAAGUACCUGAUGACGUUAAUUGUUGGCAUCUCUCCAGUAUUCUGGGUGGGAAGUAAAAAGACCUGUUCUGAAUGGGCCAGUUUCUUCAACAGAAAUCGCAAGAGAGAUCCAAUCAGUGAGAGUCGAAGAGUGUUGCAAGAAUCAUGUGAAUUUUUCUUGAAGCACAAUUCUAAAGUUAAACAUAAAAAGAAGCACUACAAAUCCAGGUCACACAAACUAAAGGUUAUUUCUAAGUCUAUGGGAACUAGUACAGGUGCUACAACAAAUCAUGAAACUUCUGCAGUGGCUAUUACUAACCCUGAUUACUUAAGCCAAGAGAAUUUCACAGAAAUUAAAACCCCUCGAGAAACAGCUGAGAAAGAGAUGGAGGCAGAUGGAACAUCCACCCAGAAAGUGGAGGAGGGGGAGAAUACUGGUGGUGAACAUGUCCUACAAAUAUCUACUUCUAAACUGGCUAUGGAACAGGUGGAAAAGAGCAGCAAGGCAGACAACACAGUUGAUAUGAUUAGCUUAUCUGAGAGUAUGAAAAGAAUGUGUGAAGGAAGGGUAUCUCCUAAAAGUGAUUUUACUGAAACUCAUCCACUACAAGUCAGUCAUUCACAGCUACCCAGUGUUUCACAACCAGGCAGUACCAGCGGCUCCAUAUCAAUGCUUGUCCACUCGGCUUCAGACACUAGAAAAGAUCAGGAUUCUGGAAACAGUUCAAAUCCUUGAAAGAUUAGAAUUUCCAAAUGAAUGAUUUCAGUUUAUGAAACUGUUAUGGGUUUGUAUUACAUUGGAGAUUACUGAUGCUUUGUGCCUUGUAAAAAUACCACAUACAUAUCCCUUGUUUUGCACUUAAAAGUUACACUACAUAGUGGAGAGGUCUAGCAAUAACCACUGUAUUUAACCUCAUAAGAGAGUACUGGAAACUGAAGUUCUAAUAGCACUCAACUGGGCAGGUCAGCAGUAAUUUAAGAGAAACAGAAAUGAGAGAAAUAAAUCUUUUUCUUUUUCAAUACAUGAACAUGCUGUUAAAUGACAGCAAAAAUAAUUGAUGGAAGACAGUUGCGUUAUUUUGAAGCAUAAACAUUUAAUUUGCUUCACUGGUGUCUUUCAGUCUUCCUAUUAACUUUUCUUUUUAAAGUAACUGCAUCUUAAACAGCUGUGUCAUUUAAAAUAAUUAGAAGUUACACAAAUCUAUGGAUAUCUUUAAUGUGUAAAUGUCUCAUGAUGUACUAAUCUUAGCACUGUAUUAUGGUUGUUUCUACACUGAAUCUGAAAAGGAUUCUGGAAUUAUAGUGAUUUAUUUUGUAGUUAAAAAUGAAUCUUGUAAAUAACUUAUUUUUAUAAACUCAACAUUAAGAACUACUGUUUUGUUUGUUGCACAACUCUGAUAACUAAGGUGCUUCCUUCUAGUACCAAUAAGAUCAACAAUAUUGUGCUGAUAAGAUGACAUGAUUUCCUUCUGAGCAAUAGUCACUACAGGAUAAUAUAACCUCCACAUCUAGAGCAAGAUUGUGUCUGAUCCUUCCACAGAUGAGAAAGGAGAGACACCUUUACUUUUGCACACCUACUGUUACCCCAAAAACAGACCCAGGGUACCCACUGAAUAGCUCAUCUAGUCUCCCAUUCCCGGGUUUACCAGAGGUUCCUUUCAAGGUAACCUACUUACCUAUUAAUCUAUUUCUGCAAGGUAAAAAGUGGGCCUGCCCUAGAGGAGCUACUUGGGUUCACCAGGUUCUCUUCAAGAGACUCCCCAGAAUAGCUUAGACCUGUUAUCUCUGGGAGGACAUGGAUACGGCCUUCCAUUAUAACUGAUUGACACACAGGCAAUACUUUUUCUAAAACAAAGUAUUUUUUAUUUAUCCUAAAUUAUAUUCCCUGAUUCAAUCAUUACUCUUGGGGGAAUUCUGCGCCACUCUGCAUGUGCAGAAUUUAUGUCCUCUGCAGAUUUCUUUGUUUCCCCUCAGAAAAAUGACUUUCUGACUGGUAAGCAAAGGGAAGCCACAAAAGCAGUCAUGCAGCCCUCCCAGCAGUAUGUUUCUGGUGCCCUGGGCAGCUGGCAGAGAGGUAAAUCAGUGUGGGAUGGGGGCAGGACUGGGGAAGACACGGUCAUGGCUCCUACCCUGCUAGGCCUGGCUGGGCUGGGGAGGACAGGACUUCCUCUUCCCCUGCAAGGCAUCCAGUGCUGGAUCAGACUGACCCCCAGAUUUCAGUUUGCAUGAGCACAUUCCAAUUGUCAGUUUAUUAACCUCAAUAUUGUGGUCUGCUGUUGCCACUCUAUUUCCCUGCCAAUUUAGUUAAUCAUACCUAAUCUCGCCGCCGCCGCCCUAUUUUCAGCUAAUCGUGGCAAAAUGAUGCCCACCCAGGGCUGUGCUGAGAAAACAGAAUAGAGUAGUUCAAAAAUCUCUUAUCACUACACAAGGGCUGAGCUAAGGGAUAGUAGGAGUGGGAGAGAUUUGUGUCAGUAUCAGUGCAAAGAGAUGGGGCAGAGAAGCGGCAGAGAUAUAACCCUGCCUAACAUUUUCACUGACUGUUCUCCUCAAAAAGAUGCAGCCUUUAUGCAUUCCAUACAGGAAUGGUGCAUGAGGUGUGCAGCUCCACUUCAGAAAGGAUACUUCCCAGAUCUUCUGCUGGAGUGGUGUUUCACUCACCCCCAGUGAGGAGGCACAACAAAGCUCUAAGUAUACAAGAACGUCAUGUUCUGAAGCUCAUUUUUCUAAAAAUCCAAUGUUAAAGAUUCUCUGUAGAGAAGUAUGAUCUUGCAGAAAAAGCAACUUUUGAAUAUUAACAUGCAAAUUCAUCAGAUGAGGUUUUCACUUAAAACCGGACAAUAAUGCAUUUUUCACGUGCCAUAAUUUUUUUCCCCCAUGCUUUAAUGGUCUGUUUGUGUAUAUAUAGAAAUACCACAUUUUCUUUAGAUUUUUUUGGUAUUAGGGCCCAAUUCCCCCACUCCGAGUAGUCCUUACUACCGGAGGUAGUCCCGUUGUUUUCAAUGGGACAAUGCACAUGAGUAAGAUGACUGGUGUGGAUAAGGGUUGCAGGACAGGGCCCUUUGGGUGAAAUUCUGUCUCCAAUGAAGUCAAUGGGAGUUUUGCUGUUUCAGUGGAGCCAGGAUUUCACUUUCCAUCUGUAACACUAAUGUUGAUACAUUCUAUAGGGCUCUUCUGCAUUUUGCCUUAUUGGUAACAGGAGGGCUCUUAGUGUGACAUAUCCACUCUGAUAAUGUACAGUGAGGCUGUUACAUUCCACUUUGAACAGCUUUUUGGGGGGUGGUUUGAACAUUCAAGCAAAAUCACAUAAGAGAAAGGUCAUGUAAAUACUCAUUGAAUAAGAAAUUGUAGUUCUGAUAAACCAAAGUUACUUGUUUUAUCCAACGUAUAUUGAAAUUUGAACGUGUUUGUUGUCUUCUGCAUUUUAUAAUUUGUAAUUUAUUGCCUUAAAUAAGGGAUGUUCUUUUUUAGUGUUCCCUUUUUAUUUUUAGCACACAAUAUUCUUGCUGCUGAGAUAGAGAAUGAGAAAAAUAUGAAAUAUCCUCUGAAGAAACACACUAAAUAUUCUGUAUUCUCUUGUUCUCCUGUUUGUAAACUGAAAACUUGAUAUAUAUUUUUAAUAGUUUUGUUUUUACUAUCUUUGUUAGUAAUAAAAUAUUAUAUUGUUCAAUA
Messenger RNA from Trachemys scripta elegans, 5459 nucleotides. RefSeq names its product frizzled class receptor 6 (gene FZD6). Gene Ontology annotation, molecular function: Wnt-protein binding; Wnt receptor activity. Lineage: Eukaryota; Metazoa; Chordata; Testudines; Emydidae. The transcript has 7 exons. Gene Ontology annotation, cellular component: plasma membrane. Bases 376 to 2526 code for a protein of 716 amino acids. Gene Ontology annotation, biological process: canonical Wnt signaling pathway; non-canonical Wnt signaling pathway. The record is from RefSeq and is a predicted model, not a curated record.